This is a messenger RNA of Humulus lupulus (European hop), 2126 nucleotides long. Its product is annotated as probable galacturonosyltransferase 12. The record is from RefSeq and is a predicted model, not a curated record. The transcript is spliced from 6 exons. Gene Ontology annotation, molecular function: polygalacturonate 4-alpha-galacturonosyltransferase activity. NCBI's taxonomy places the organism in Eukaryota, Viridiplantae, Streptophyta, Magnoliopsida, Rosales, Cannabaceae. Bases 207 to 1811 code for a protein of 534 amino acids.
UUUCCAUUCAUGGGUUCUUGCAGUAGUUGAGCUCAGUCCUUCUCUUGGGGUUGAUUUUGCCAUUGCCCAUUGCCAAAUGAAAUAACACCCUCUCCCAAAAAUAACAAAAGAGAGAGAGAGAGAGAGAGACAAAAGUUUCUAAAAAACACCGGUCUUUCCUCUUUUUGGGGUGCUUUUGUCUUAGAGUUGGAAAAAACACAAUAACAAUGCAGCUUCAUAUCUCACCAAGCUUGAGACAUGUGACAGUGUUUCCAGGCAAAGGGGUGAGAGAGUUCAUCAAAGUGAAAGUGGGCUCCAGAAGGGUUUCCUAUCGAAUGCUCUUCUACUCUCUCUUGUUCUUCACAUUUCUUCUUCGCUUUGUCUUUGUUAUGACAGCAGUUGACUCCAUUGAUGGAGAAACCAAGUGUUCAACUAUUGGUUGCUUGGGAAAAAAGCUAGGACCAAAGAUUUUGGGAAGAAGGAUUGACUCAAAUAAUGUCCCUGAAGUAAUAUAUCAAGUACUAGAAGAACCCAUCGUUAAGGAUGAAUUACAAGGAAGAACUGAUAUUCCCCAAACUCUAGAUGAGUUCAUGGCUGAGAUCAAGGACAGCAAUUUAGAUGCAAGGAGUUUUGCUAUCAAGCUUAGAGAAAUGGUUACCCUUCUUGAACAAAGAACUAGAACAGCCAAAAUUCAAGAAUACUUGUACCGCCACGUGGCAUCAAGCAGCAUACCGAAACAGCUUCAUUGCCUAGCCUUGAGGCUAGCCAAUGAGCACAGCAACAAUGCAGCUGCUCGCCUCCAACUCCCUUCAGCUGAACUUGUCCCUGCCCUCGUUGACAACUCCUACUUCCACUUCGUCCUUGCCUCAGACAAUGUGCUAGCCGCCUCUGUCGUUGCAGCGUCACUUGUCAAAAACUCAUUAAGGCCCCACAAGGUUGUCCUCCACAUCAUCACUGAUAGGAAGACUUACUAUCCAAUGCAGGCAUGGUUUUCUUUGCACCCUUUGUUACCUGCUAUAAUUGAAGUUAAGGCAUUACACCAUUUUGAUUGGUUCUCCAAGGGGAAAGUGCCAGUCUUGGAAGCAAUGGAGAAGGAUCAAAAAGUCAGGUCUAAUUUCAGAGGAGGGUCAUCAGCCAUUGUGGCAAACGCUACCGAAAAGCCUAAUGUUAUUGCAGCCAAAUUGCAAGCUCUUAGUCCCAAGUAUAACUCAGUUAUGAACCACAUAAGAAUACACCUACCAGAGUUGUUUCCCAGUCUCAAUAAGGUAGUCUUCUUGGAUGAUGAUAUAGUGGUUCAAACUGAUCUUUCACCUCUGUGGGAGAUUGAAAUGAAUGGAAAGGCAAAUGGAGCUGUGGAGACAUGUAGAGGAGAAGAUAAGUUUGUGAUGUCAAAGAAAUUAAAGAGCUACUUGAACUUCUCCCAUCCUUUGAUAUUGAAUAAUUUUGACCCUAAUGAAUGCGCAUGGGCUUAUGGCAUGAAUAUUUUCGAUCUUGAGGCCUGGAGGAAAACCAACAUAAGCGCCACAUACCACCAUUGGGUUGAACAGAACUUGAAAUCAGACCUGAGCUUGUGGCAGCUAGGAACAUUACCCCCUGGCCUAAUAGCAUUCCACGGUCAUGUUCAAGUAAUUGAUCCAUUUUGGCACAUGUUGGGGCUUGGAUAUCAAGAGAACACCACUUAUGUUGAUGCUGAAAGUGCUGGUGUCAUUCAUUUCAAUGGCAGAGCAAAGCCUUGGCUAGACAUUGCGUUUCCAGAACUCCGGCAGUUGUGGUCAAAAUACAUCGAUUUCUCUGAUAAAUUCAUCAAAGGCUGUCAUAUUAGAGCAUCCUAGACUUGGGAUUUUUGAGAGGAAUAUCUUGAUCUUGUUGGUGAAAGAGAAUCGUAUUUGUUGUAUAUGAGGAAGAAAAGAGAAGAUGAGAGAAUUCUUCCCCAAUGCAAGGUCUUCAAUGCCAAUGCAAGAUAAAGAUAAAGAGAGCCGUGAGAGCACCCACGGCUCCACUUUUUCCAGCUCUCUUUGCUCAGUUGGAAUUCUCUUAUUUAGCCCACUUUUUAGUUCUUAUAAUAUUCUUGUGUUUUUAAAAGGUUUCAAAAACAAAUAAAAGUAAUAAUACUUUGUUAAUACUCUGCAUUCAUGAUGCAGAAACCA